This is a messenger RNA of Anguilla anguilla (European eel), 4580 nucleotides long. Its product is annotated as activated CDC42 kinase 1-like. Gene Ontology annotation, cellular component: extrinsic component of cytoplasmic side of plasma membrane. Gene Ontology annotation, molecular function: protein tyrosine kinase activity; protein serine/threonine/tyrosine kinase activity; protein binding. The record is from RefSeq and is a predicted model, not a curated record. Lineage: Eukaryota; Metazoa; Chordata; Actinopteri; Anguilliformes; Anguillidae. Gene Ontology annotation, biological process: regulation of keratinocyte differentiation; signal transduction; protein phosphorylation.
CCGGCCCCUCUGACGCCGGAGCGGGGACAGAGCAGCCGCGCUCGCGCCGGCCGCCGCCAUCGAUUGAAGGAUGCGGCGCUUCGACAGGCUGAAGAACUCGCUGCCCUUCCUCUCGCGCUUCCGCUCCUACAGAAAGCUGGGCAGUAGCAUGCAGUCGGACGAGGGGACGGAAUGGCUCCUGGAGCUGCUGAUGGAGGUCCAGCUGCAGCAGUACUUCCUGCGUAUCCGCGACGACCUCAACGUCACCCGCCUCUCGCACUUCGACUACGUCAAGAGCGAGGACCUGGAGAAGAUCGGGAUGGGGGGCCCGGGGCAGCGUCGGCUGUGGGAGGCGGUCAAGAGGCGGAAGGCCCUGUGCAAGCGCAAGUCCUGGAUGAGCAAGGUGUUCAGCGGUAAGAGGCUCGAGGCAGACUUCCAGCCCCAGCCCGCCUCCACCUUCCGCAAGCCGUCCCCCACCCCGCCCCCCGGGGAGGGCCAGCAGCAGGCCCUCACCUGCCUGAUCAGCGACAAGGACCUGGUGCUCCUGGAGAAGCUGGGCGACGGCUCCUUCGGCGUGGUCAAGCGCGGGGAGUGGUUCACCCCCUCCGGGAAAGUGCUCAACGUGGCCGUCAAGUGUCUGAAGACGGACGUGCUGAACCAGCCGGACGCCCUGGCCGACUUCAACCGGGAGGUGAACGCCAUGCACUCGCUGGACCACCAGAACCUGAUCCGGCUCUACGGCGUCGUCCUCACGCACCCCAUGAAGAUGGUGACGGAGCUGGCUCCCCUGGGCUCCAUGUUGGACCGCCUGCGGAAGAACCAGGGCCACUUCCUGAUCUCCACGCUGUGCCAGUACGCCAUCCAGAUCGCCAACGGCAUGGCCUACCUGGAGUCCAAGCGCUUCAUCCACCGCGACCUGGCCGCCCGCAACAUCCUGCUGGCCUCCGGCGAGCUGGUGAAGAUCGGCGACUUCGGCCUCAUGCGGGCGCUGCCCAAGAACGACGACCACUACGUCAUGCAGGAGCACCGUAAGGUCCCCUUCGCCUGGUGUGCUCCUGAGAGUCUGAAGACGCGCACCUUCUCUCACGCCACCGACACCUGGAUGUUCGGCGUGACGCUGUGGGAGAUGUGCACCUACGGCCAGGAGCCCUGGCUGGGGCUCAACGGCAGCCAGAUCCUCCACAAGAUCGAUAAGGAAGGGGAGCGCUUGCCCAAGCCGGAGGACUGUCCUCAGGACAUCUACAACGUGAUGCUGCAGUGCUGGGCCCAGAAGCCCGACGACCGGCCCACCUUCGUGGCGCUGCGCGAGUUUCUGGUGGAGACCAUGCCGACGGACAUGAGGGCCCUGCAGGACUUCGACGAGCCGGACAAGCUGCUGAUCCACAUGAGCGACGUCAUCACCAUCAUCGAGGGCAGGGCGGAGAACUACUGGUGGCGGGGGCAGAACAAGAGCACGCUGAAGGUGGGCCAGUUCCCGCGCCACGCCGUGACCUCGGUGGCCGGCCUCUCGGCCCACGACAUCAGCCGGCCGCUCAAGAACAGCUUCAUCCACACGGGCCACGGCGACACCAACCCCCGCCGCUGCUGGGGCUUCCCCGACAAGAUCGACGACCUGUACCUGGGGAACCCCAUGGACCCCCCGGACAUCCUGGGACUGGACUUCAAGGCUGCUCGCCCCACACAGCUCCCAGGACGGGCCAAAAAGGAGCCGCCUCCUCGGCCGCCCCAGCCGGCCCUGCUGGUCCAGAAGCCGUGCUAUGACCCGGUGACUGAGGAUGAGGAGCAGAGCGCGUCGGGGCUGAAGCGGCUGUCUCUGAAGAGGCCGGGGUCGGUGAAGGGGCUCAAGCUGAGGCCGGCCGCCUGGGUCUCGGCCACCCGGCCGGCCUACGGGAGCCGCAGCGCGGGCAGCACCCCCAGCGAGGUGUCCCUCAUCGACUUCGGGGAGGAGUUCCCCUCGGCCACGCCCUCCCCCUCCCCCGUGGUGGAGACGCGGGUCCCCUCUCUGGCCAGGCUGGCCCUGGAGGCGGAGUCCAUCCUGGACACGACUCCGCCCCAGAGCCCCUCCCGGACCCUGCCCCGCCCCCUGCACCCCACCCCCGUGGUGGACUGGGACGCCCGGCCCCUGCCCCCGCCCCCGGCCUACGACGACGUGGCCCAGGACGAGGAGGACGUGGAGGUGAGCUCCAUCAACAGCGGCGAGCGGCAGGGCGCCACCUACGCGCCCGUGGCGGAGGAGGGGGAGGGGCCUCGGGAGGGGUGGGAGGGGCCACGGGAGGGGUGGGAGGGGCCACAGGAGGGGUGGGAGGGGCCCGGCCCCGGGGAGGGGGGGAAGCCCCGCGUGGAAGACAACCUCUUCCUCCCCAACCGGCCCGGCCAGAACAGCAGCUUCUCCCAGUCGGCGGAGAUCUUCCAGGAGCUGCAGCAGGAGUGCAUGCGCAGGCUCCACGUCCCCCAGCGCUCGCCCCUCCCCCCGUCGCCCAGCCCCCCCGGCCCGGACGGCCCCCACCGCCAGAUCCUGCUCCCCUCCCCCUCCUCCUCCUCCGAGGACAAGCCCCAGAUCCCGCCGCGCGUGCCCAUCCCGCCCCGCCCCGUCAGACGCAACGACUACGCCCGCCGCUCCGGGGACCUGUCCCCCGCCCCCCCGGCGGGGGAGGGCGACGGCCGAGACCGGCCCCCUCAGAUCCCUCCCCGGGACCCCCUGUCCCAGCCCACCUCCCGCACCCCCAGCCCCAUGACUCUCCUGGUGGGGUCCCCCCCGCAGCGGGCCAACCUGACCUGCUCCGCCCCCCCGGGGCCCCACCUCCUCUCCACCUCGCCCAUGCCCACCACCCAGAGCUUCGCGUCCGACCCCAAGUACGCCACGCCCAAAGUGAUCCAGGCCCAGGCCCGGGAGUGCGCCCGGGCGCCCUGCAUCCUGCCCAUCGUCCGCGACGGCAGGAAGGUGAGCAGCACGCACUACUACCUCCUGCCCGAGCGCCCGCCCUACCUGGACCGCUACGACCGCUUCUUCAGGGAGGCGGAGGCCGGCGGGGACGACCGGCGGGCCGCCAACACCGCCACCGUGCGGCCCAUGGUGCUCCAGCCCCAGCCCCAGCCCCAGCCCGGCCAGCUCAAGGCCAACUUCUCCUCCAACAACAACAGCACCCUGGCCCCCGGGGCCGGCCUGCCCAGGGCCCCCGCCGGUCUGCUCGGCGUGCCCAGGCCGGGCGGGGAGGGGCAGCCGGGGAGGCCCGACGGGCUCGGCACCGCCGACCGGGUCAAGCUGGUGCAGGAGGCGGUCCACGGCGUGACCAUAGAGGAGUGCCAGGCGGCCCUGCAGAACCACAGCUGGAACGUGCAGAGGGCAGUGCACUAUCUGAAGGUAGAGCAGCUGUUCUGCCUGGGACUGAAGACCAGGGUGGAGUGUCUUAAGAUUCUGGAGAUGUACGACUGGAACCUGGAGCUGGCCAGCACCCAGCUGCUGGACUCCUACGGCUCCGUCAGGCAAAGGCGUUGACGGACGCCACGCGGACGCCGAGUCCUCGGGGUCCCGGCCCGACGCGGGAGAGGCCCGGAGCCAGCGCCCGCACCCGUUGCCGCGGGCGCGCACGCGUCGCCGCCCACCACGGGGAGAGAGAGUCCCACCCAGAACUGCGCUCGCUCCCGUACCCGAGGCAGACCCGCCGUAGCGUGGGGCCCGCUGACCGCGGGGUCUGCAGUGGCCCCCCCGUAGCGCGCGCUCGCCUGUACGGACAGCACCCCCCCCCCCCGUCCGCCGUCCUCCACGGAGCUCUGCUGCGUUUCGACAGGGGGUCAAAGUUCAGCCGGCCCAGUAUUCAGAGUCUUGACGGGAAGCCUGUUGCUGUUCCGCGCCUCGCCAGUCUCCUCCUCCUUUUAUACAGAGUUCUAUACGACACACAGAGGAGAGGAAUAUGUGUUUCUUUCUUUGCAUUUAUAUAUUUGCAUCAAAUAUGUCUCGUCUUCAUUUGAAACGUUUUGUGGUUGUUUUUUGUGCGGUCUGUGCGCAGAGGACAUUUUGGCAAGGGUUGGAUUGAAGAAGUUCAAUUAAAGUUUUCUCUCCUUGUUCUCCAAAUAUACAAAACCCCAUUUUAAGAGAUCCCGAUGCAGAUUCCUUUCACGCGGCACAACCACGGUGACUUUGUGAGAGACCCAAAGGGGCCGGGGGGGUUCUGUGUCCUGUCUGUCCUAACUGGCCUCCGUCCUCUCCAGGCUCUUUUCUGUGACUGCUCAGUCCUUUCUCUGUGAUUUCUCGGUGAUUUCGCUGUGAUUUCACUGCGCUUUCUCGGCCCUUUCUCUGUGAUUUCUCGGUGAUUUCACUGCGCUUUCUCAGCCCUUUCUCUGUGAUUUCACUGUGAUUUCACUGCGCUUUCUCAGUCCUUUCUCUGUGAUUUCUCGGUGAUUUCACUGCGCUUUCUCAGACCUCUCUCUCUGAUUUCUCAGUCCUCCGCCUCGCUCGCUUCUCAGUGGUUUCUCUCUUUCAGCAACGGUUUCAUUGGACGCCAUUGUGUCCAUGUAGCAUACGAGGUUAACUCCCCGUAUGCUAAAGACAUGAGAACAGUGGACGAUACACUUACUGAAAUGUAAUGUGUGUCAACACAGGA